Messenger RNA from Sphaerodactylus townsendi, 2165 nucleotides. RefSeq names its product ataxin 10 (gene ATXN10). The record is from RefSeq and is a predicted model, not a curated record. Lineage: Eukaryota; Metazoa; Chordata; Lepidosauria; Squamata; Sphaerodactylidae. The transcript has 11 exons. Gene Ontology annotation, cellular component: cytosol. The coding region runs from base 57 to 1481 and encodes 474 amino acids. Gene Ontology annotation, biological process: neuron projection development.
CCCGCCUUUCCCCGCUGCAGGGGCGGAGCCUGGAGGAGGCGGUGGCUCCGACCACGAUGGCGGAGCCGGCCGAAGCGGCGCUGGACGCCGUGGCGGCGCAGCUGGGCCAGGCCGCGGCGCCCUCGCGUUGCCUGGCGACCGUGCGGCAGCUGACGGGCCUCUUCCGGGAGGCGCGCCACAGAGAAAAAGCAACAGAGAGCGUGUUCCAAAAUCUCCUGCAAAUUUUGAGGAAAGGGACCAGUGACAUUGAUGUGGCCGGCAAGGACGUCAGUGCGCUGGCCCACCUGGAUGACUGUUUACUGCUGCUGUCAGAAUGCUUCCGAUGCCUGCGGAAUGCCUGUGUUCAGUGUACCAGCAAUCAGAACAUUCUGAGGAAUUUGGGUCUGAUUGACGAUUCUGUCCACCUGAUCCAGUUGCUUCGGAAAUUAGAAACAGACCUGGAGUCAUCAUUGACAGCUUUCCGUUGUAGUCUCCAGUUUCUUGGAAACAUCGCAACAGGAAACAUAGAUUCCCAGAAGAGAAUCUGGAAUCUUUCAGUGCCUUUUCUUUUCUUGGACUGCUUAAAACAUCGAGAUGAGAAAAUUGUUGAAUACUGUUGUAUGAUUCUUUUCACUUGCCUUAACCCCGAGAGAACAAGAGAGUUGCGGGAAGAAAACAAGCUGAACCUUGCUCUUGCUGUUUUACAAGCCUACAGGAGGUACCCGGAAUCAGAAUGGGCGUUCUUGAUUGUCACCAACCAUUUGCUGAAGUGCCCAGAGUUGGUCAAAGCUACGUAUGCCAGACUGAGCAAUCAAGAAAGGACUAUGUUGCUAGAGUUGGUAUUGUCAGAAAUAAAUGACAAGAAUUCCAUCGUUUGCAAGGAAAUGGACACAUUUCUUGCAAGUUGUUUCCAGGAGAAAUGUCAGUCUGUCCUCCAAUUGGCUUCUGCAGCCAAUAACGAAAAUGAGGAAGCCCUAGUUACACUUCAGCUUCUUGAUGCUCUUUGUGAAAUGACAUCCAGUGAUGAACAUCUGGAACAUCUGCAGGCUUGCCCUUAUUUGCUUGAGACAGCUGUCAGUACCCUGCGGCUUGCCCAUCUCUCUGGGAAACAGACUACCAACGUUUUCACUGCAGCUCGUUCAGCGACAGCGCAGGAGCAAGUCUCUCACCCGGCUGUGGGUUUCAAAUCACAUCUGAUUCGUUUGAUUGCAAAUUUGUGUUGCAGGAACAAAGCUAAUCAAGAUAAGGUUUAUGAACUAGAUGGUAUCCCACUGAUACUGGAUAACUGCAGCAUCGAUGACAAUAAUCCUUUUAUAAGCCAGUGGGCAGUGUAUGCUAUCCACAACCUCACCGAACAGAAUGAAAGAAAUCAAGAACUUAUUUCCCAAAUGGAGCAGCAGGGACUGGCUGAUAGUUCCAUCCUUGAGAAGGCAGGACUGAAAGUUGAGAAAGAAGAUCAAAAGUUAAUUCUGAGAUCUGUCAGAAAGACGCCAGAUCUCUAAGUUGCUAAAAGGUACAGGGGUUUUUUUCCACUUGCUACAAACCCUGUUUUGUGAACAAUUGAGACAUUUUUCAAUCAGCCUAUCAGAACCGUUUUGCUCAAAGUGUAAAAGCCAAAGAUUAAUUCAUCACUUUAUAAACUGAAUAAACUGUAAGUAUGAAGUAAACUGCGUAUUUCCAGAUGGUGGUUAUUUUCUCUAUUAGAGAUGCUUCACUCCUUUCAAUUUCACUAGAAAAAUGUAGUUUAUCCAUCAAAUUGAUUUAUAGUCACAAACUCUGGAUGUUCACCCAAAUGUGGCACAUGCUUCAUGACGAACCAACAAUGCUUCCAUUUCUGCUUUCCUGUUUUUUUAAAAAAAAAAUGGACUCAGGGUUGAGUUGUGUGGCAAAGGAGGUAUGAAUUGCUUACCCUUUCGAUGCUUCUGACAGUUAAUAUCUAAGAUAUCCUCUGAAGAUGUGUGAACUGAAAUUUGCUGCCCUAUCACUUAAACAUUAGAAUCCCACACUUUGAUUUUUUUUACUUACAAGUAGUUUAUAUAUUAAUUGUUACAAAAACAACGUUUGUAUUGCCAUUCUUAAAUGGAAUAGAAAUAUGCUUUUCUUCCAUCUUUCCUUUUUCUCUCAUGUUCUGUAAAAUUCACGUUCUGAAAAUGGAAUAAAACUGCUGUUGUUGUGAAUAGUAGGUU